Messenger RNA from Eriocheir sinensis (Chinese mitten crab), 4336 nucleotides. RefSeq names its product ATP-dependent RNA helicase ddx23-like. NCBI's taxonomy places the organism in Eukaryota, Metazoa, Arthropoda, Malacostraca, Decapoda, Varunidae. The coding region runs from base 487 to 1368 and encodes 293 amino acids. The record is from RefSeq and is a predicted model, not a curated record. The transcript is spliced from 3 exons.
GAAAGUCGUGGAGAGCGGACGUACAGCGCUCCUCACACGAACUCCCGCCCACGCCCCGGCGCCGCGCUACACACACACACACGCACGGCCAGAGCCACCAGAGCCCAACAACAGUGUCCGACGCGGAGGGAAAACCAGUGCCCGAAAGAGUGGAUUAAAGUGCGUGUCUUAAAGUGGAGUAAAUACGAGGAGAGGAGUGCAAUAGGAGCGUUGGGCAGACUGUAACGGAUCUUUGGCGUGUGUUAUCAAUAUUCAUGGUUUUCGUGGGACCUGGAUUCGCCUCUUCGGCACAGCGAGUGUAUGCAGAUUGUGGGUGAGCUUGGAAGCGCCUCGCCGGUGUUGUGUCCUGCCCUCUACUUCUACUACACCUGAGAGCAAUUAAUUAAGAUCACAGCGCCGCUCCGUGACCUCAGCUGACCCCUCCGUGACCCUCCCAGGUGUGCCCAGGUGACCCCCCUCCGCCCCCCGCUCCCCUUCACCUACAUCAUGGAGCGUAACAUUCCCCACGUGCUGGAUGUGUUCACCUGCUCCCCCAGGGCCCGACGCCGCGCCCUGCACACCGAUAUCGACCAGGUGUCGGCGAAGGUGGCGGCGGAGCAAAAGAACCCCGGCAGCGACUCGGCGGUGAGCGUGGACUCCAGCGAGGACGAAGGAGCCAACAUCAGCAAAUACUUCGACUACCUGAACGAGGACGAUGACCCAGGCACCGGCAGCGCGUCCAGGAGGAAGAAGAAGAAGAUGCAAGGAAAGGAGAACCAGGGGAAAGAGAACUAUGGAAAGGAGAACCAAAACCAGAACCAGGACGAUAGCAAGAAGAAGAAGGAUGACAAUGAUCGUUCGUCCGAGCGUUCGAGCCGCAAGGAGGACUUCGAAAAGGACAUCCGCCACAUCGAACGCCACUUGUCCAUGAAGAAAACGAUCCGCAAAAAGAUGAUGCGAGACCUCCAGCAGGCGUUCGUGGAAGACCCGGGAGAGUUCCAGCAAGACCCGAACCGCAUGGAGCCGGAGAAAAAGAACAACAUCAACAUCCGCAACCUGACGAUCUCCAAAAGCCGACUGUCCAAAUCAGAACACAACUUCCUCGACAUGCUGAAGGACGAGUCGGGGAAGGACAAGGACAAGAAGGAGCGCAAGGGCUUCCUCGGCUACCGGGACUUCAUGAACAACAACAACAAGAACAGAGACACCUCAUCCGGGGUACUAAAUGACGAUGACUCCGGUAAUGGCUCGCCUUCCAGAGAGUCCCUUAGCAAGGCUGCCAGCAAGGAGGACCUGAUCGAGGCCAAGGAGACGAAGGAGGCGCCGAAGGAGGAGAAGAAGAUAGGCUUUUGGAAGAAGCUAACAGGGAAAGGCAAAAGCAAGCGGUAAAUGUGAUGAUAGGCGAAGGGUGAACUACGCCUAUGAGUAAAUGAGAAUUAAGUCCUUAUUCACCAGACUGUGAUAACUUUCUUGUGCCUAAUGCAGAGUAAGAGAGGAAAACAUAAUCACCUGUGAGAUUGUUAAGUUCUCAUCAUGACGAUACGGAUCCCCUCCACCCUCACAACCCUUAUUAAAGUUCCUGUGUUUGUCGUUUCGUGUAAACUGUAAUGAAACCUCCCGAAUUGGAUCACCUGAAAUGUUGUGUUUAUUAUUUCCUUCUGUUAUCAUUUUUGUCAUGUUUUAUUGAGCAUCUUUUAUUGUCAUUAUUUUAUUUCCAUCUUUUACUGUGCAUAUUAUUAUUGUGAAGCUCUUAUCUUGUGGUAAGUGAAAGCAUCGGAUUAUUUUUUUCUUUCCUUCAUUCAGAGCAACACAACACCUGGCCGUCACGUGUAAUUUCGUGUGCAUACCGUAGUCGUUACACCUGUACAUACAAACAUACAUACACACAUUCGUAGGUAGCAUAGGCAUACACAAGGCCACGAGAGACUUGGGUAUCGUAGGUUAAGGGACGAGCAUUCCAGUACACAUAGACUCAUCCAGGUGUGCAGAAGUAUACUGUGUUAUUGCACCUCUCUGGGGAGCCACGAAAAUGAUACAUAAAAAAAAAAUCUAAUUAUUAUAUUUUACAUAAACCAGAGACUAUAUAAUAACAUUCCACCCCUCUUUUUUUUUGUAUUUAAUGAUCUCGUUUUUUUAUCUUAAUUUUGAAUCAGUGUUUAAUUUCUAACUAUUUUCGUCUUAUUUUGUGAGUAAUUAUCAUUUGUAAGUUCUAUAUUCUUGUUUUCAGUCAAUGUUUCUUCUUUUCUAGCUUUUUCCUAUAGUCUUAAAUACGAAACAUAUUUUUUCUCAUAUUUAUUCAUUCUUAUCUUGUCAGUGUCUUGCCUAUCUUUUGUUCAGUAUAAUCUCGAGUCACUGUUCCUGUUCUGAAUUUUUAGGUUCAUGCUUUUCUAACUCUCUUCGUCUUACAUAUUUAUUUCCUCACUUCUUCGCCUUCUGUAUUUCUUUUCUAACUAUAUUCGUCCUUCUGUAUUUCUUUUCUAACUGUAUUUGUCUUCUAUGUUCCUUUUCUAACUGUAUGUGUUUCUAUGUUCCUUUUCUAACUGUCUUCGUCUUAUAUAUUUCUUUUCUAACUGUAAUUGUCUUCUAUGUUCCUUUUCUAACUGUAUUUGUCUUCUAUGUUCCUUUUCUAACUGUAUUUGUCUUCUAUGUUUCUUUUCUAACUGUAAUUGUCUUCUAUGUUCCUUUUCUAACUGUAUUUGUCUUCUAUGUUCCUUUUCUAACUGUAUUUGUCUUCUAUGUUCCUUUUCUAACUGUAUUUGUCUUCUAUGUUCCUUUUCUAACUGUAUUUGUCUUCUAUGUUCCUUUUCUAACUGUAUUUGUCUUCUAUGUUCCUUUUCUAACUGUAUUUGUCUUCUAUGUUCCUUUUCUAACUGUAUUUGUCUUCUAUGUUCCUUUUCUAACUGUAAUUGUCUUCUAUGUUCCUUUUCUAACUGUAUUUGUCUUCUAUGUUCCUUUUCUAACUGUAAUUGUCUUCUAUGUUCCUUUUCUAACUGUAUUUGUCUUCUAUGUUCCUUUUCUAACUGUAUUUGUCUUCUCUGUUCCUUUUCUAACUGUAUGUGUUUCUAUGUUCCUUUACUAACUGUCUUCGUCUUAUAUAUUUCUUUUCUAACUGUAAUUGUCUUCUAUGUUCCUUUUCUAACUGUAUUUUUCUUCUAUGUUCCUUUUCUAACUGUAUUUGUCUUCUAUGUUCCUUUUCUAACUGUAUUUGUCUUCUAUGUUCCUUUUCUAACUGUAUAUGUCUUCUAUAUUUCUUUUUUAACUGUAUUUGUCUUCUCUGUUCCUUUUCUAACUGUCUUCGUCUUAUAUAUUUCUUCUCCGUCAUGUUUUGUCUUCCAUUUCUCCACCGUCAAUGUUUUUCUUAUACUUUCUCUCCGUCAGCGUUUCUCUCAUAUUUCUAUUCCGCCAGUGUCUCUUUCUGUAUUUAUUCCCUAUCAGUGUCUCGUCUCACAUCUCCUCUCCGUCCGUGUUCCUCGUUCCUUCCACCAUUCUCCACACUGCAGGAACUCAUGUAACAUUUUAUGGCACGAUAAUAAAAAGUUUCCAUGAGUUCGGGUGACUAAUUAGCGAACACUCUGCGCAACUGACACUGUUAUAUACUGACCGUUCGCUGGUGUGAGGGCCACGCGUGCAUAGGCAUUGUAACCACGUAAUGAUAUAUAUUUUUUCCUGUAUUGUUGUUGUAGUGCCAAUGUUAGAUGAGGUAGACGCUUACGUGUGAGUGGACGAUGGUGGUGUAACAGCUAAGACGUCGCUUGUACCGUGGGUGUAUAUGAUGUUGCUCUAGUUUGGUAUAUGAUUUGUGAUUGUACGAUAAUGUGACAGCUAUACGACGUCGUUUCUACCAUGCGUGCGAUAACUACGAUAAUGCUGUAAAACCCACGAUGUCAUUUGUAUACCAUGCGUGAAUAUAAUGACAGUUUGGUAUGCGAUGAUCAUUAUAUGUGACUGUACGAUAAUGUAACAGCUAUACGACGUCGUUUGUACCAUACGAGAAUAUAAUGAUAGCUUGGUAUACGAUUGUACGAUAACGAUGUAACAGCUUCAACGUCGUUUGUACCGUAUGUGACGAUGAAAGCAUUCCAAUUUGUUACACGACAACUCUAGUACCAUUAUGUAUCUCUACGAUGAUGUCACACAAGGAUACACGCCGCUCAUUGUACCGUAUGUGUGUGUGACUUCGAUAACACUCCAGCUUAGUAUACGAUGAGCCUGGUACCCUAUCAUGAGUUUGUGCGGUGAGGUUACACGAAGACACACGCCCUUGUUUGUACCGUGUGUGUGUAACUCGUAUUAUGAUGAUGUUGCAAUAGGUAUGACGUCUUUACUUUGUGACUGUAUAAUAAAGGUAAAAUAGGUA